AUGCAAAUGGACAUCCCAAUCUCCCAAAUAAAACCAUCAUACCCACCUCCUCUAAUUCCAACGCAAGAAGCACCCGCAAUUCAAUCCACGAUCAACGCCCUAAAUUUGCUCCCACAUCCAGAAGGCGGCUACUUCUCCGAGACGGAUCGAGAUCCGCGCCGCAUUCCGAACCCUCACCAGCCAAUAACUUCAGUCACAGACACAGGUGCAGAUCCCGAAACUCGUUCCGCAAGCUCGACAAUCCACUACCUCCUCACGCCACAGCGCCCACUAGGCGUUUUCCACCGUAAUCAAAGCCGCACGGUUCACAUCUGGCAGAGAGGACGGGGGCGGUAUGUCAUUAUCCAUGCAGAUGAGGUAGGGGGCCAGAAUCACAUGCGGGGAUGCAGUUCUGAGAAUGCUACGGCGCGGAUUGAAACAUUUGUUGUUGGGCCUGGUGUUGAGGCUGGGGAGAGGAUGCAGUGGGUUGUUGAAGGGGGUAAGUAUAAAGCUUCUUUCUUGUUACCAGAUGAGUCCGAGGGAGAGACUUCUUCAGGUUUGUUGAUCAGUGAGGUCGUUGUCCCUGGUUUUGAGUUUACAGACCAUGAUUUCCUGCGCAAAAGCAAGAUGGAAGAACUUCUGACUGAGGAGCAAGUUCAGGAUUUGAGCUGGAUGCUAAAAAUCGAGUGA
Penicillium vulpinum is the source of this 669-nucleotide messenger RNA. RefSeq names its product cupin domain-containing protein. Lineage: Eukaryota; Fungi; Ascomycota; Eurotiomycetes; Eurotiales; Aspergillaceae. Gene Ontology annotation, cellular component: intracellular anatomical structure. The coding region runs from base 1 to 669 and encodes 222 amino acids. The transcript is spliced from 2 exons. The record is from RefSeq and is a predicted model, not a curated record.